Oncorhynchus keta (chum salmon) is the source of this 3747-nucleotide messenger RNA. It is a transcript of the gene btbd2a, whose product is annotated as BTB (POZ) domain containing 2a. Gene Ontology annotation, molecular function: protein binding. Lineage: Eukaryota; Metazoa; Chordata; Actinopteri; Salmoniformes; Salmonidae. The coding region runs from base 458 to 2218 and encodes 586 amino acids. The transcript has 9 exons. The record is from RefSeq and is a predicted model, not a curated record. Gene Ontology annotation, cellular component: cytosol; P-body. Gene Ontology annotation, biological process: neurogenesis.
UGUAGGAGUUGAGAACAGGUAGGCUAAUACAAAACACAUCUUAAAAUGUCUGAAUUCAGAAAAAAAAAUGUAUCGACUAGGCCUCAUCAAUGGAGAGGAGAAUCAUUUUAAUUCAAUUUGAACUGAAUACAUAUUUAUCUGCUAGGUCUAAGUAACAUGAAUAAUGUAUGUAGGCCUACAUUAUUUCAUAUUUCUAUACCCGUGCAUCAAAAAAGUAAGCCUGCAGUUUUGAAUUAAUAAAUACUAGCUCCAUGGUUGGGGAAUAUAAUAGCUCAUCAUAAGCUCAUUGAUGUUAAUGUGUCUAAUAAACUAUAGCAAAUGAAUAUGAUGACACCAUGAUACAUAUGCAGCCUUUAGUAUUAUUGGCUGCUAUUGAGUGUCCAGACAAUUUAGGCCACCUUCGUCCUCAGUCUCCAGCCUCGUGUGAGGUUCACUCAUUCCGCCUGUGUUUCUGGGUAUGCGCUGUUGUGCUUGUUUAUCUCAGCAGCAAACCCUGCAGUGUUCUCCAUCCAAAAUGGCUGCGGAGGAGGAGAGCAAUAGCAGAGCUCCAUGUCUCAAUUUCUCCAGUCCCGGACCGCUGGGUAAUGCUCAGCCGAGCAACAACGCCCAUUCAUCGCCCGCUACAAAUGAGGGGUCAGCGGGUGCAACUGGAGGGGCACCACGGACAGUGGGACACUCAAACCCUCAACCAGGCCCUGACCGUGGCGGUGGCACCGAUGUCAGAGUAGAGCAUUCUCUGAAUAGGCAACACACUACGCCACAGUCAGCGGGUCAGAGUGCCACGGCUGCCCGGGCACCGACAGUCGCAGGAGGAGCUGCGACAAACAUGACAGCAUCCUCCGUGGAGUCCCCGAACAUUCCAUCCUCACUUCCCAGUAGCCCUGCAUCUGCGGCCGUAUUGGUUUAUCGGGAGCCAGUGUACAAUUGGCAGGCCACAAAAAACACCGUGAAAGAAAGGUUUGCUUUUCUGUUCAACAACGAGGUGCUGAGUGACGUGCAUUUUCUGGUGGGGAAGGGAAUGGGAGUGCAGCGGAUACCAGCACACAGAUUUGCCCUUGCCGUAGGAAGUGCAGUAUUCGAUGCCAUGUUCAAUGGCGGUAUGGCCACCACCUCUACUGAGAUCGAGCUGCCUGACGUGGAGCCGGCUGCAUUCCUUGCCCUGCUCAAGUUCCUGUACUCAGAUGAGGUGCAGAUAGGACCCGAGACUGUGAUGACCACACUGUACACAGCCAAGAAGUAUGCAGUGCCGGCCCUAGAGGCCCACUGUGUGGAGUUCCUCAAGAAGAAUCUGCGUGCUGACAAUGCCUUCAUGUUGCUCACUCAGGCACGGCUCUUUGACGAACCUCAGCUGGCCAGCCUCUGUCUGGAGAACAUCGACAAGAACACUGUGGAUGCACUCGCUGCUGAGGGCUUCACUGAUAUUGAUCUAGACACGCUGGUGGCGGUGCUGGAGAGAGACACUCUGGGGGUGCGGGAGGUACGUCUGUUUGGGGCUGCGGUGCGCUGGGCGGAGGCAGAAACCCAGAGGCAGCAGUACCAAUCCACUCCGGAGAACAAGCGCAAAGUGCUGGGCAAAGCCCUGGUCCUUAUCCGCUUCCCUCUCAUGACCAUUGAGGAAUUUGCUGCAGGUCCAGCCCAGUCUGGUAUUCUUAGUGACCAGGAGGUGGUGAGCCUGUUCCUUCACUUCACGGUGAACCCCAAGCCUCACGUGGAGUUCAUCGACCGGCCUCGCUGCUGCCUGCGGGGGAAGGAGUGCAGCAUCACACGCUUCGGACAGGUGGAGAGCCGCUGGGGCUACAGCGGGACCAGUGACUGUAUCCGGUUUUCAGUGAAUCGGAGGAUAUUUGUGGUUGGAUUUGGCCUCUAUGGUUCGAUACAUGGUCCUACAGACUACCAAGUCAAUAUACAGGUCAUUCACACAGACAGCAACACUGUCCUGGGUCAGAACGACACAGGCUUCAGCUGCGACGGUUCCUCCAACACAUUCCGGGUCAUGUUUAAGGAACCAGUGGAGAUCCUGCCCAGUGUCAACUACAUCGCGUGUGCCACCCUCAAGGGACCAGACUCGCACUAUGGCACCAAAGGAAUGCGUAAAGUGACCCACGAAGCCCCUGCCACCGGCACCAAGACCUGCUUCACCUUCUGCUAUGCUGCAGGAAACAACAACGGCACUUCAGUAGAGGACGGACAGAUCCCUGAGGUCAUCUUCUACACAUAAUGGAUCUCCUCCGACCUCCCAACCAAGGACUGGCUAUAUGUGGGUCCCAAAUGACACCUUAUUGCCCAUAUAGUGCAAAGUAAUACUUCAGGCAAUAGUACAGCGCCUCUAUUCCUCAUUAGUCUUUACUACUACACUUCAUCAAAGGGUUGUCCUCUAAAGCUGGUUUCCACUAAUUGGUCUUUUGACCAAUCAGAUAAUCGUGAUUGUUCAAACGAGUAAGUAGUGGAAUAUAUCAGAAUUGUGUAAAAUCAGCCUAUGAAUGGUAAGCUGACAUGGUAAAUCUAACCAGGUUGUUACAAACUUCUGAUAUUCAUGUUGGAUCUUUGUGCAUACAGUAUUGAAUGGGUAAUUGUUUUGGAAGUGGACUUCAGUUCAGUGUUUCCACCAAUAAGCACUUUUGUAGCCCUGGAUAAGCACACCUGAUUCAACUUGUCAACUAAUCAUGCCCCUGAGUUGAGGUGAGUUUGUCGAGGGCGACAACAAAAAUGUGUUAGGGAUACCCAAGGACUGGAGUUGGGAAACGCUGCUUUAGCGGUUGUGUCCAUCUUUCUUGUCUAGACUGAUGUGAAGGAAAUGUAAUGUCAGGUAAUUAACAGAUGAGAAAUCUGGGGGAAAGUCCCCAAAUGGUUGCUAGGUUUAAUCAUAACCGCUUCCAAUGGCUGUGCAGAAAUUGAAUGACUUUUUAAUUGAUAAAAUGAUUUAGUUGCACUGAUGCACUUUGACAGGAAACUGACAAUUAAACCCUGCCUGCAAGUUCACUAUAUAAAAUGGAGUAAUUCCUGAAAUAAAUUUAAAUUCAAUACAUUUCAGGAACUGUUGGCCUACCUGGUAAAUCAAACAUGUUACUCUACCAGUAUAGUGAACCAAAAUUGGAAUGAAAAUGAACAAUUGUCAUUUAAUGUAUGGUGAAUUGAAAUUCAGAAGUGGAGUUUACCACUGCUUUAGUUAGCUUAGACCUGUAAAUAGUAAAAUAAGCAAGGGUCUUGUUAUGGGUGCCAUUCUGUGGAGCCGUAGUGCCAGGAAGGCAUGUUUGCAGUCUCAUUUUUCAUGCAAGUUUGAGAAAUUUGUACAUACUCAAUUGCAUGCUUGCGAAAUGCUACUUAAGUUGAUUAACUUUUGUCUAGGUACACCGCCUGCGUGGCAGGAGGCAAUGGCCUAAGGUGCCCAUAAAAUGGUACCAAACAAUGCAAUCUCAAAUUAAAAACAUGAGUCUGGCUAAUGUACAUUGUAAAUAAAAUGUUCAGAUUAAACAAGUCUGUCACAAUAAUGGGUUUGCCAAAGCAUGCAUGUUAAGGAUGUCAGGUCCACUAACAGGCUUUAAAGAUGGGACUAAGCUGUGUUAGGCAUUUUCAGAACCACUUCAAUUGAGGGACAGGGCAUGUUGUAUGAACAACGUCCAAUAAAAUGAGCAAACUAGUAUAUGAAACGUUAAUAUUGAUCCAGUUGUUUCACUGGCGUGUUACCGGUAAGGACAAACUUCCCCCACCCUUUCCCAAUGAAAGGCCAACCACAAGUUUUAUUUUCCA